Molecule: messenger RNA, 732 nt
Organism: Symbiodinium necroappetens
Lineage: Eukaryota; Dinophyceae; Suessiales; Symbiodiniaceae
Source: the annotation of a GenBank genome assembly
AUGUGGACACUUUGGGAUAACCAGGAAGAUGUUCCGCCACCACCACCUCGUUCGUCGGUUUUUGUCAUGCGAAAUGGGCGCUACGAGCCCCAGAAUCUCAUGCCGGUCAUGCCUCGCCCGGAUAUCCUCGACUUCGACGGCUUCGUCCUGCGCCGUGGCACAGCGAGCGGCAGGCCGCCCGUGCGUCCUCCGGACUUGCGCCAGGCAUCCUUGGUGAAGAGUUGUAUUAGUCUCCGGAAGGCGUCUCUGCAUGUCAAAGUACCGGAAGGUCACGCGUCGAGCCCCAAGUCGUCUUCGGGAGGGCCCGUGGAGCUGAACUUCAUCUUCGAUGCUCUGAAACCUGGCAACCUGUCUAUUUACUUGCGCGUCACCGAGGUCGAACAGAACGACACCCAGCCAGGGGGCCCUGUCCAGCGGAGCAUUCAGCUCGUGGAGAACAGCAGUGAGCCAGCCGGCAGUGACGGGGCUCCCGCUCUCCGACCUGCGGUGGCCAUCCACGAGUUCCCCUUUGAGAAGGGUCUGGGCCAGGUCUACCGGAGCCCUCCACUCGACUUGGACGGAUUCUCCCAGGAAUCGCUUCGCUACGACGUGGAGCGACAAAGGGAAAUUCCUUUGGCUGUCCGCCUCUUUGCGGACAUGGAGGCGGAAUCGUCCUCAACGACUGGCGAGGGCGGCGAGGAAGAGGUUGUGGAGGACCGCAGCAUUCACUACACCUACGUUUCCCUGCAGAAG